AUGGCCAGGCCGCUUUCACAGCUCCUUCCCCCGGACCUUCCCUCUGCCGGAGCCAGUCCGCAGUUUGGCAACAGUAGCCAAGCAGGAGUCACACAUAACGGAGGACACUUAAACUCCACAGGAAACUUAAAAUCUCUCCUGCAGCUUCCAGUCAAAUGUGAUCAGCGCGUGAAAGACUGUGGUGAAAUGAAGGGUAAGGAAAGGUUAGAUAUCGAUGAGGACUCUCUCGGCCGUUGUCCUCUGCGCAACGGUUGCAGCAAUGGACUAGUCAGUGACAGCAAUGGAGCAGGAACGGGCAGCUUCUCAAACAACAGCAACAACAACAACUCCUUCCUGGGCCCGUUGCUAUGGGAACGAACAUUGCCCUGUGAUGGCGGGCUGUUUCAGUUGCAGUACAUGGAUCUUGAGGAGUUCCUGACGGAGAACGGGAUGAGCAGCAUGCACAAUACCUCCAACUCCACCUCGGCUCAGAUACCCUCGCAAAGCUCUCAGUCCGCCGUUCCCAACCAGGGCUCCCAGUGCCUCCCCACAUCACCACCACACUGCUCCUCUUCCUCGUCACCAACAUCCGCCACUGCCUCUUCACCUUCACUGCUCGGGCUGGACAUGCACACGCCCCAGAGCAUGAUGGGAUCUACAGACUGCUUGCAUGGCACUCCGCCAGGCAGCUUAGAGCCCACGCCUUCACCUUCCUCCACCACAUGUCCACCGCUCCCUACUCCACCCGCCACCAACUGCAAUGAGCUGCUGGCGCCAUUUGACCCCGAUCCAGCGGACGUGGCGCUAUCCAGUGUACCUGGACAGGAGGCCUUUGAUCCACGCCGACAUCACUUCUCUGAUGAGGACCUCAAACCUCAGCCCAUGAUUAAAAAGGCCCGUAAGAUGCUCGUCCCUGAAGACCUGAAGGAUGAGAAGUACUGGAGUCGACGUUGUAAGAACAAUGAGGCAGCAAAACGCUCUCGCGACGCUCGCCGGCUGAAGGAGAACCAGAUCUCAGUGAGGGCCGCGUUCCUGGAGCGUGAAAACGCUGCUCUCAGACAGGAGGUGGCCGAUAUGCGCAAAGAGCUCGGCCGCUGCCGUAACAUCCUCAACAAAUACGAGAGCCACCAUCUGGAUCAGUAA
Danio rerio (zebrafish) is the source of this 1122-nucleotide messenger RNA. RefSeq names its product D site albumin promoter binding protein b (gene dbpb). The record is from RefSeq and is marked provisional. Gene Ontology annotation, molecular function: DNA-binding transcription factor activity; sequence-specific DNA binding. NCBI's taxonomy places the organism in Eukaryota, Metazoa, Chordata, Actinopteri, Cypriniformes, Danionidae. Gene Ontology annotation, biological process: regulation of transcription by RNA polymerase II; regulation of DNA-templated transcription. Gene Ontology annotation, cellular component: nucleus.